Molecule: messenger RNA, 7285 nt
Organism: Monopterus albus (swamp eel)
Lineage: Eukaryota; Metazoa; Chordata; Actinopteri; Synbranchiformes; Synbranchidae
Gene: mapk8b
Product: mitogen-activated protein kinase 8b
Exons: 13
Coding region: 451-1953 (500 amino acids)
Biological process (GO): protein phosphorylation
Molecular function (GO): MAP kinase activity; ATP binding
Source: RefSeq, a predicted model, not a curated record
CCGCUUUCUCGAGCGUCUCCCGGGAACGCGCAAGCGGUCUUGAACGUCCCCUUGGUCCUCGUUGCGCUGCUGAGGAAAUAACGCACGGUUUAGACGACGUCGGUAUGAAAUGGCAGAAAGUGUUUGUGCUUGUGUCACGGAAGCACAAAGAUUAGGUUACGCUGAAGCCAGCGUUACACAUGUAUGUUGCGGUGAUCCCGGCCUGCUAGUUUGAGGGAAACGGGGGUGUAUCCGGAGGGGUAAGAGCUGUUUUUCUCCAAAAACUGUCCCAGUUGUGUCUCCAGCAGACAACGAACGGCGACUGCGGUUCGACACUGUCGGAAUUAACCGGACAGGGGCUGCAGAAGGUUGACAACCAGCAGGAGAGAGAAGAUGGGUGUUUUGAUCAGAGCCAAAGGCAUGAUGGCAGGAGAGAAGUCAGGAGAGAUGAGAUGAGGAGAAGCGAUAAGGAUGAAACAGAAGCAUAAGAGAGGAGGAGGCACAGGAAAAACCGGGCAAGGUCUUGAGAGGAGAGUUCCAGUUGGAUGCCUAGUCACAGUGUCUGUCCAAGGCUUCAUCAUGAACCGGAACAAGUGUGAAAAGGAGUACUACAGUAUAGAUGUGGGCGAUUCAACGUUUAUGGUUUUAAAGCGCUACCAGAACCUCAGACCAAUUGGAUCUGGUGCGCAGGGAAUUGUUUGUUCAGCAUAUGAUCACAACUUGGAGAGGAACGUCGCCAUCAAGAAACUCAGCCGGCCCUUUCAGAAUCAAACUCACGCAAAACGGGCCUACAGAGAACUAGUGCUCAUGAAAUGUGUCAACCACAAGAACAUAAUCGGCUUAUUAAACGUAUUCACACCACAGAAGACACUGGAAGAAUUCCAGGAUGUGUAUCUAGUGAUGGAGCUGAUGGAUGCCAACCUGUGCCAGGUGAUCCAGAUGGAGCUGGAUCACGAGAGACUGUCCUACCUGCUCUACCAGAUGCUGUGUGGAAUCAAACACCUGCACUCAGCUGGUAUCAUUCACAGGGUGAGGCACACUAUUUUACAUAUAUACAGUCCCCUCCAAAGGUAUUGCAAUGGCAAGGCCAAUUCAUUUGUGUUUGCUUUACCACUAAAGACAUUUCCUGAUGUAGUAGCAGCUGCCAUGGAGCUGGAUUAUUGCUGGGCCUUCAUCCAGAAUAAAAUAAUGAAUAAAUUGUUGGUUUCUCAGUCCUGCAUGCUAAUUUGGUGGUUGUCAUUUCAUUUUUCAGUUGAUGUCUGGUCUGUUGGCUGCAUCAUGGCUGAAAUGGUCCGGGGUAGUGUGUUGUUUCCAGGCACUGAUCAUAUCGACCAGUGGAAUAAGGUGAUCGAGCAGUUGGGGACACCAUCUCAAGAGUUCCUGAUGAAGCUCAACCAGUCAGUGCGAACCUAUGUGGAGAACCGGCCACGGUACGCCGGCUACAGCUUCGAAAAGCUCUUCCCUGACGUCCUGUUUCCUGCAGACUCUGAACACAACAAACUGAAAGCGAGCCAAGCUCGAGACCUCCUCUCAAAGAUGCUGGUAAUUGACGCAUCAAAACGUAUCUCAGUGGACGAGGCUCUCCAGCAUCCUUAUAUCAACGUGUGGUAUGACCCGACUGAAGUGGAGGCGCCACCACCCGUGAUCACAGACAAGCAGCUGGAUGAGAGAGAGCACACAGUGGAGGAGUGGAAAGAGUUGAUAUACAAAGAGGUAUUGGACUGGGAAGAGAGGACAAAGAAUGGCGUCAUCAGGGGACAGCCAGCAUCCAUAGGUGAAACAAUGAGCAGCAGCCCCCAGCAGCACCACCAGCAUCACCCCUCUACAUCCUCCUCCACCAAUGAUGUCACCUCCAUGUCCACUGACCCGACACUAACCGACACCGACAACAGCCUGGAGACGGCCAGCACAGUCGCUGUCGCUGCCACCGCUGCUGCUGCUAUGGCCAGCGGCCCCCUGGGCUGCUGCAGAUGACUAUCAACUACACUUCCUGGUCCUGAUGCUAGGCAGGCUAGUGUCCCCUUUGGGCACCUUAAAGACCACCAGCCCGACACUGGCUCCUGGACUUGUCCCCUACAUCUGCCUCCUUCCACCUCUUCUCUGUGCUUGUCUUCAGUAGUGUAGCAGUUAGCCAGCUAGCUGUUUGAGAAAUAUUUCUGAAAGGACAGAUCUUUUUCUUUGACAGUUAUAGGUUUUUUUAAAUUAGGAUUUCUUUUCAUUUGAGUUCCAGCUGUAAUUUAUUGUGGCAUUUCUUAAUUUUCAGAAACCUAAGAUGAUGAAAAGAGAAUUUGUAUGAUUUCACUAUGCUAUGGUUUAUAUUAACCAACAAUGAGAAUUUAAGGAAAUAUCGCUAAAAUGUUUUAAUGUGAUCUAUUUUUCUGUUGAAAGUCAUGUUUUAAUCUGCAAACUACUGCUUUUACAACUUUCCAUAUAAAUUUAGAUUGAGUUUGUACAGAUCUUCGAUGCCAGUUUGCAGUUAGUCAAUGAAACAUAAUUCAAGAAAUGUUCUCAGUACACCCCUAACCUGCUUUAUCCCACUUAGUUUGAGUUGCAUACGACAUAUUUGGUAAUUUAGAUUUCUUUGUUAAAAAAAAGUCACUACUAGUUCCUACAUUGAAAUUUUUCAAUUUAAUGAAAGCUUUAUACUUUACUCAUCCUUCACUUCCUUUUCAGUCAAAAUUUCAUGGUGCCCUUUACAUUUAAACUAUGAGAUUGAUAGGCAUAGCUGGCUCUCACAAAAAAAACUUGGAACUUUUUGAGAAGCAUCUGUAUUUUCAAGUGCUUUAAAGUACCUGCAACAGACUGCGUGACAUUAUGGAACUGGAAUGAUGAUAUUUGCUUGAGAAGACUGGGUGCACUGAGCUCUUCUGUGUUGACCACCGGCUUGCUUUGACAGUGAGGCGUCGUUAACAGUUCAGGACGUCAGAAUGGUUUUUUUGUCGUACUUGGUCAGGUUUUUCCAGACUUAGUUGUGUGAGGCUGUAAAAUUGGUGAUGGUUUAAGUAGAAUGUGCUUCAGUCAGGUAGGGAAUUGUGAUCUUGAGAAUGCAUGUGAACGUGUUGAUAUUUGGUGUCUUGGAGGGAUUAGCAUCUGCAGCCCGAUGGAACAGUUUGAAAAGAUGUCGGCUUCCUACUACUACGAUGUGUUACUAGUAAUGUACAGUACUUUUGUGAAUUUGGAAACGGAAAGUGAUCUGUUUGAAUGUUGGCCAAUCUUUGCGUAUCACACGUGAAUAAAAUAACCUAAAACUUGGCAUGUUAAACAGAAGCACAAGCAAGUGGAGUCUAACAAAACACAUUAUGCAAUAAUAGUGCUGGUUUGAGAGAUUUUAAUUUUGAAUAGAAAGGAAAGUGCCUGUUUGUCAUUCAUUCCUAAGUAUGUCGGAGGAAGUGUAUUCAUAUGUGUAGGUUUUUAUGGUAUCUGUAAAGCAGCAGUGGUGUCUAUACCAGUGAUGUCUGAUGGGGUUGUAGUUCUCACAAAUGUAUUGUAUAUUUUUCUACUUGUUUUGAUUUUGGCCCUUGAGCGGGAGAGUGUGGUGUCUUGCAGGGUAUGAAGGUGAUGAUGUAUGCGAGAUGCUUAAGCAUGUGUUUGAGGCAUUUCAGAAGAACAGGCAGGUUUAUCAAGGUCUUUCAUCAAAGUAAAAAGGAAUGUUUCUUUGCUGUGAAAGCAGCAAAAAUAUCAGUUUUUGGCUUUUCUUUGAGUACUGAUUUAAGAGAAGAAAGAACAAAGGUUUACUUUCUAAAGUUCAGCUGGAUGAAGUUAAGCAAGUAAAUUCUUGUCAAUAUUUUGCAAAUGGUUUUUGGAGAAGGUUUCCUUUUAAAAGUCAGAUUCGUGCUUUAGUUACAAAGACAUUUCUGAGAGGCAGAGACGAACCAAUUUUUUUGGCAGAUUUUUCACGUGUAAAGUUAUGAAUGUGUGCGUUUCUCCUAAGUUCUUAGUAAUAACUAGCUAGUUUGAGAUGAGGGAGAUACUAAAUGAGGUUGCACCAUUAAAACUUAAAGAAGGUUUCUUAGUAAAAUCCUUAACUGUGGAUAAAUUGGUUACCAAAAAUGAUCUGUAUCAGUGUCAAAGUAAAAUCAAUCAACUGUGUAAACUAAAAGACACUGUAGCAAAAUAGGUUUUAAUGAAUUUAUUGCCCAAACAUUUGAAUUAGAUUUCCAGUUCUUUAUGAAAUUAUUACUUAAUUUAAAUAUGCAUAUAUGAAGUAAUAUGCAUGUUUUACUGUUAAUUAUCCAUAUUGAAUGAAUGGGAAAUAUGCCAUAAUGCUAACUUAACCACUUCUGUUUGGUCAUUCAGUCUAACUUUAUUAGCAUAGUGUUGAGUAAUUUGAGGUAUAUUGUGUCAUUUUUGUGGAAUUUAUUUUAAAAUGUAAACAACUUCCCAGUUUACAUAUUAAACAGCAGUUUUAAGUGUCUGGUCAGCGUUGACCACAUUGCAUUUUAAGUCUAAAGAAGUAAUACAUCAGUCAACAAAUGUUAGCUUUGUCACUUAGCUACACAUUAGUUUUGUCCGCUAUCUACACAGCUAUUAUAGUUAGUAUAUUAGCAAGCUGAUGUUAGCUUUGGCGGUUAAACAGCUACACAGCAGCUAACAUAAAAUAUUAGGAAGCUAAAUUUGUCAUUUUGGCAGUUAUUUGCUCUAAAUAUCUCAUCUCAUUUUCUAUACCGCUCAGUCCCGAACAGGGUCACGGGGGGAGCUGGAGCCAAACCCAGCCGGCAUCGGGCGAAAGGCGGUGCCCUAAAUAUUUAGUAACUAAUCUCUACAUAAGAACUAGUUUGUGUGGUGCAACCUCUUUUAAUUUUGUUAUAGCAUGUCUAAGUUUGAACUUAAGAACAGGUGGUGUAACUGCCUCUGCUAUCUUUUCCGCCACUAGAACUUUAAGGGAAUGUUUUGGUAAUUUUUCAAGCAUCAAGAAUAUGCUAGCAAGUAAAGCGUUAGCAGCUGCAGAGACUGAUUAGCACAGUACACAACUAAAUUCAACCUGCAUUCAGUUAGUGUAGAAUCCAGCAACAAAAAGUAAAUCACCAGUUAGUACAUGUGCAGUAGUAUUUUUAAUAAACAAUGAGUAAAAAGCUCAGACUUAAACUAUGUCACAUUUGUAAAAUGGAAGCAAUAGCAGGGAGAAAAAAAGUCAUAUUCAUUUGUCAUAUUAGCCCAUUUGUCAUGGUAACUAAAGAAGAAAAAUCAAGAGUAUACACUUUAUUUAAUGUGCUCUUAAAUUUUGUAGUCCAAAAUUUGGAGCUUUCAUUGGAAUUCUUUUUUCUUCUUCUUAGGUUGUUUUUUUUUUGUUGUUGUUGUUUUAUUAGCCUACUCCAUCUGUUCAAACAAUGUCAUUCUGAUUGACGUCGGCUUUGAUAAACUACCUCAGGCUGAAUUUCUGCCAUUUCUUGCAUAUACUUAGUCGCCUGCAGAAUUAGCUAUCGAAGAUGUGUGAAUAACAGAUUCCAUUAUUUAUUUAUUUGAAAGUGUACUAUUUGUUGGUUUCAACACUUCUAGUUUUGUACAUUAUGUACACUUCACCUAGAAGUAAGAGAAUUAUGUGUAUUUUUUUUGUUUUGUUUUGUUUUUAAACUAAAUGUGCAAUACCUUCAGCAAACUGUGCUAGUACUAUGUGAUGGGCGUAGCCUUUGUUAGCUUUCUCCUGAAGGUAAAGAAAAUGUUUGGUACUGUCAGUUUUUUUUUUUUAAAUGACUAAGAUCAGUUUUUAUUUUGGUCUUGUUUAUAGUCAUAAUGUUACAUAAUCAAUCUUACUCACCAAACAGAUCUGUCAGCCAGGGUUUGAUGCAGAAAUGGGAAAUUCUCUAAGUCACAACCUGGCCAACAGAUUUUGAUUUUGGAGGGGGAAGGACAAUAAUGUUAAUAAACCCAAAAAAGAUCAGUAAAUACCUAUAAGAGAUCAUUAUGUGUAUGGUGCUGGUUUGUAAUGUUUGCUAGUGAAUCCAGCCAUGCAAGUAGUUUUAACGAUUCCUGGAUCUGUGCAUCCCAAAACCCACAGCCAACAAAGUGCAUUACUAGGAUACAUGCACUGGGAUCUGUAAAAAACAAAACAGCUUUGAUUUGUCUUUAUUUUUUCCUAACAAGUUUGCUGCUUUGCAUACAGCAAAAUCCAAUAUUACAUCUUUACUUCCCUAAUGUAAUGCAAAUCCUGGUAUGUAUGGGUAGGAUUUAAAGCAGCUAAAUAAACGACUGUUCAUUUACCAAUAGGGGAAAAUUGGUGAAAUUUCUUUUUCCCUGGUGGGAUAAAGAAGGCGGAGAUUAAACCACUUCCUAAUAUACAGAAGGAAUUAAAGGAUAAGGCUGGUCAUUUUCUAUAUUAAAAGAAUUUUCAACACUCCCCAUAUAGAUACUAAAACCGACAAUGAAUUGCCUCUACUCACAGUUAAUGUUUGUCAGUCUUAGUCCUUCAUUGCUUAUUUGUCUAUGCCAUAGACCUCCAUUGUUGUUCAAAAAGGAUUAAAGACCCAUUAGUGAAACACACCACUGCACUGGGUGGCACAUUUUUUCACUGGCAAAACCCCAGAUCUGAGCGUGACGAGCUAGCAGAAUGUAAACAAAGCAGAGAGCUCAAGUACUGUAUAUUUAUACAUAUAUGUCGUCGACUAUACUUUUAACUAAAAUAAAAGGAAAAUACAGACUACACCUUUAUUUGAAAUUUAUUAAGCCUGCUUUUAUUUGUUAUUCACUUGUCAGUCAGACACAGGGUUGUGAUUGGGAGUAGAGAUGAGGAGGUGGGGAAGAGAGCAGACAGAGAGAAGAAAAAUGAGCAUGGAACUAGAGCCUGAAGGUCAAAGAAUGUGAGAAGAGACACUAUCACACCAGUAUGCACAUUUCCUUGUGUUCCCUAGUCGAACGUUUGGCACUUUUUGUGACAUUGUAUAACCAUUAACAGCUAUGCAGCAGAGUUAACAAAGCUAACUAAUAUCUGUAUGUUGCUAAUUGGUUGUAAUAGUACUAUUGGCAAUCAAUAGGUUGUCAGAAGUGUUUAUCAAGUGGAAAUAUAUGAACCAGUGACCUGGACUUUCAAACGACAUGGGGUUCAAGGUCAAACGGGCCCUGCGGUGACUGGGAGCUCUGUGGGUCAUCUGACGAAGGUUCCAUAAGAUUCCAGCAUCCACUGCUGUUUCUGUUCUUCUGUUCUCCAUUCCACACCUCUUGCACCACCUGAACUGAACUGUAAGUGGGUUUUUUUUGUGGUCUUGUCUUGUCUUUUGCUCUGAAUGAACAAAAUUGUUUUACAAACAGGCCAGCAACCAUUUUAUUAGUGUGAAGUGUGUGUGUGGGCCCACAUUUUUUGUUAGAAAUAUAG